Molecule: messenger RNA, 3111 nt
Organism: Crotalus tigris (Tiger rattlesnake)
Lineage: Eukaryota; Metazoa; Chordata; Lepidosauria; Squamata; Viperidae
Gene: CLN6
Product: CLN6 transmembrane ER protein
Exons: 7
Coding region: 1271-2170 (299 amino acids)
Source: RefSeq, a predicted model, not a curated record
GGCAGCAGAUCUUCCGCCGGGCCGGGGCCGCCAAAGCCCGUCCCGGAGCGUCUGUCGCCUGCAUGGCGGCGAUGAACGGCGACCGCAGCCCCUCAGGAAGGGAGCCCCACGCCGCCGCCCCGCGACUCCCGGCGUCCCUGAGGAGGCGCCACCCGGCCAGCCGCAGGUGCUCCGUCCCCCCGGGACCCUCUUCCUGCCGCUGCCGGCCGGAGCCCCGCGGCUCUCGGCUCCGGGGCCCGCAGAGUCUUCCCCUGCGGGGAGGUCGCCGCCCCCUGCGCGCGGCCGAGGGGCUGGCAGGGCCGGAGGGGCGGCGGGCAGGCGGGCGCCCCUUCCCGGGAGAAGCGCGGUGGCCCUUCGCUCCUGUUUGGCCGCCGCGGGCUUAGGGCGGGCUACUCCGGCCCGAAUGCCGGCGAGUUGGGGCCUCCCGGCGGGCACGGCAGCCUGAAAGCGGGCUCGCCGCCAACCGGAGUCCCCAACGGAGGACCCGCCGCCUCCGUUAAGCAGAGCCUGGAGCUGCCCGGCAGAACUUCGGCCGUUGCGCUGCCCUCCCUCGGCCAACCAGUCGGGAGACGGGAGCUCUCGCUGGCAACCUCCACCAGCCAGCUUGUCCGCGGGCUUUGCGGAGGAAUCAUCCCGGGCAAGCCCGGGCUGCGUGGGACGCGGGAAUCCGGCUUUGUAUCUCGGUUUUCUCAAGCUCAGAAACUUUUAGGUGCGCGGACUGCAACUCCCAGAAUCUGCUGGCUGGGAAUUCUGGAAGUUGAAGUCUCGUUGAGAAACUCUGAAGUGGCUUCCCACGACCACUGACUGCUUUCUCGGGCCCUUCGUUGAGGCUGAAGUGAAGCCGGAUCUGAAUAUUCCCACACAAAACCUGCCUUUUUUCCUCCCCUCUUGACCGGUCCACAAGUGUCCUAUAGUAUUUGAAUUUGGUGUUUUGGUAACAGCUCUAAGAUUUUUGGUGGAGUUUCGUGUUCCUUUCUCACGUUCCUGUCCUUGGAUCCGCCAGUCUGUUCCAGAUUGGCACCUCUGGUUCUGGCACCACCCCUAUAGUCCCAUUCUCCCCCCCCCCUUCCAGGGGUUUUCUGGCAUGCAGGAUGCCAGCGAAGCGAAUGGCAGACCUGACAGUCUGAAAAGGCACAGCCAGACUCCUUUUUUUUUUUAACCAUCUUCUGUUAGACAUUCUGGAUUUAAAGACAAGAUAGUGGGAUAAUUGGGGGAAGGAAGCACCCGUGUCCUUUGAAAAAUCAGACAUCCAGGCAGGAUUAAAAUAUACAUGACCUGCAGCCACUUGUUCAGGCAUGGAGCAGUCCUCAAGGAUGAUGUUUGCAGGAAUUCCUGUUUUCAUUUUGACUUGUGGUUUUAUUUCACUCUGCAAAACUGGGUCCUGGACUUUGGUCGGCCCAUCGCCAUGAUUGUGCUUCCACUUGAAUGGUUUCCCCUGAAUAGGCCGAGCGUCGGCGAUUAUUUUCACAUGGCCUAUAAUGUCAUCACACCCUUUAUUCUCCUGAAGCUGAUGGAGCGCUCCCCCAAGGCUCUUCCCCGAUCCAUGGUGUAUCUCUGCAUCAUCAUAUUCGUCAUGGGGGCCAGCAUCCACCUGGUGGGUGACUCUGUCAAUCACAGACUGAUAUUCAGCGGCUACCAGCUCCACCUGUCCGUUCGAGAGAAUCCAAUCAUCAAAAAUCUCAAGCCGGAGACCCUGAUCGAUUCCUUUGAAUUGCUGUACUAUUACGAUGAGCAUCUGGGCCAUUCAAUGUGGUACAUACCCUUCUUUCUCAUCCUGUGCAUAUAUUUUUCUGGCUGUUUCAUACCCUGUAAAGAACAACAGCCAAGAAUCCCUGUGGCUGCUUUACUCCUCAUUGGGCCCAGCAGCCUCUAUUACUGGUACCUCGUCACGGAGGGCCAGAUCCUCACCCUCUUCGUCUUUACCACCUUCGCCCUGGUGGCGCUCGUGAUGCACCAGAGGCGGAAGGGCCUCAUCAUGGACAGCAACGGCCGCUUCCUCUUCUACUCCUUUGUCAUCACGCUGGGGCUGGUGGCUCUCUGGAUUGGCUGGCUCUGGAACGACCAGACCCUCCGGAAGAAAUAUCCCGGGAUCAUCUACGUUCCUGAGCCCUGGGCCUUCUACACCUUGCACCUCAGAAAUCUGCCCUCGAGAAAGGCGGAGGGCCUCUGAUACGGCGGCUGCCUUUAUUUGGGGAGACGGAGCCUGUUGGGCAAGUCGGCAGGGCUAGGGUGGCGCCCACAGAACAAAGGGCUCUGGUGUUCGAAGGAGCCCGAUUCUGUCUGGAUUCAUUUGGAAGCAGGUUCCACCAAACGGGGGCCUCCUCCCAAAUCAAUCUUUUUAUUGCAAGAUCAGCCGUGGACUAGAAGAAGGGGAUGUGGUCGCAGAAAGAAUACUCGGAACCCGAAUGAGUCUACGCCAUCCACUGAACUGACAUUCCUUCGGCACCAGGAUUUGUAUUUUCCCAUGGUUUAAGUCCUCUGUGACUGGGAAGAUGCCUGGCCUAUAUAGAGCUUGUUAGAACGUUGAAUGGAGACGAGGGUCCAGGAGACGCCGUGUGGCUUCUGUUGUCUCAUUUUGCAUACUCCAUUCUACAUUGGGUGGAAAUUAUGCAAAGAUGAAGAACUGCUUAUCUCAAAUGUAGUAUGAUCUCUGCAUUCAGUUCUCAACCAGGACACUGAUAGCUAGUUUGAUUGUUGACUCCUCAGAUUCGUGGUGCAAGUAGAUAAUAUUAAGUCUAGUGAAUUUUGAAAUGGAUAAAAACACUGAAAAUUUUGACUUUCAGCUUCUAGCUCUAUGAAUUCCUGGCUUUUGGCUCACUAACAUGGAUGUUGCAGAUACAGCUGAAAAAGAGAUAGGUUCAGUCAGGGGUGCAGAAGGUAUUACAAACAUGAGAUUAGGAGUAGCAGACCUGCAAGAGGGAAAACAAAGAGGCUGCAAAGGGAGGUCAAAGAGCAGCUGCCAUGUGGAAAGAGGCUGUCUGGCCCUGUACAGGUAGUCCCCAAUUUGCAACAAUUCAUUUAGUGACCAUUCAACGUUAUAAUGGCACUGAAAAGGGGGCUUAUGACCAUUCUUCACACAACCAUUGCAGCAUCCCUGUGGUCAUGUGAUCC